GACGCACUGAAGCACUUCCGCUCCCUCCAGCCAAUCUACAUGAGCCUAGCUGGAAAGAAUGACGUCUGCUUCAAGGGGUGGAGGCAGGAGUCACCAUGGAACAAUUUAAAGAGGAGGGAGUUAAUAUGAACCAACAUAUUGAGCCCCCACACUGGACAGGCCUCACGGCAGGAGGAGGGAAGACACCACAGACACCUCCCUAGAUUCAGAAUGGAGAAGUAUAAACCCAGUCCAUAGAGGGGCCUCUCCGAUGCCAAGAGCUCUAUUGUUCGUAAAAGGAAAAGAAACUAUUUGCUCUGCUCCCACUGCUAAAAUCCCCUCCUCCCUCCUUCCCCUUUGUGUGUAUGCCCGUCCUCUCUUCUCUGUCAAAUGGGAAGGAAGAUUUUGAGAUUUCCUCUGGUUCCCUCCAGCCUUCAGGUCCUCAUGCCUGGCCUGCACCAGGCUGCGUAUGCCUCCCUGAGCUAAGACAUCUGCAGUCCUGUCUGUCUGUUGCAGGCUGGACUUGUCGGGAUGACUGCAAGUAUGAAUGCAUGUGGUUCACUGUUGGCCUCUACCUUCAGGAGGGUCACAGAGUGCCUCAGUUCCACGGCAAGUGGCCCUUCUCCCGGUUCCUGUUCAUCCAAGAGCCAGCUUCUGCCGUGGCCUCGCUCCUCAAUGGCCUAGCCAGCCUGGUGAUGCUCUGCCGCUACCGCGCCUCUGUGCCAGCCUCCUCCCCCAUGUACCAUACCUGCAUGGCCUUCGCUUGGGUGUCCCUCAAUGCUUGGUUCUGGUCCACAAUCUUCCAUACCAGGGACACUGACCUCACAGAGAAGAUGGACUACUUCUGCGCCUCUGCUGUCAUCCUGUACUCUGUUUACCUGUGCUGUGUAAGGACCGUGGGACUGCGGUACCCAUCAGUGGCCAGUGCCUUUGGAGCCCUGCUGCUGCUGCUGCUGACUGUUCACAUCUCUUACCUGAGCCUCAUCCGCUUCGACUACGGCUACAACAUGAUGGUCAAUGUGGCUAUAGGCCUGGUGAACCUGGUAUGGUGGCUGGCCUGGUGCCUACGGAACCAGCGGCACCUGCCUCACACGCGCAGGUGUAUGGUAGUGGUACUGCUGCUGCAGGGGCUGUCCCUGCUGGAGCUGCUCGACUUCCCACCCCUCUUCUGGGUCCUGGACGCCCAUGCCAUCUGGCACAUCAGCACCAUUCCUGUGCACAUCCUCUUUUUCAGAUUUCUGGAAGAUGACAGCCUGUACCUACUGAAGGAAUCUGAAGCCAAGUUCAAGCUGGCCUAAAGACCCUGGGAGGAGUCGAUCUGCCUCGCUCCUGAUGCUGCUCCCUGCUCCCCCUUGAGAUGAUUGUUUUUCUCCUUCUAGCUUCUUGAACUUGAACAUGUGGGGGAUGGGCUUGGAAUCCUAGCCACCUGCCCCUGGCUGGCUCUCACAGAGCAAGACCCCUGUCUUGGGGGUGGCCUCCUCAGGUCUGGGGCAGGGAACAGGUGGUCCUCCUGUGCCUGAGGCUGAACUGGGAGCAAGCUUUGAAGUUUUACAGGGAGGAGCGAUGCUUCUGUCUCCUUAGCCUUUUCCCUUUUCCACGUCACUCACCCCAUAGUACCACCCCAAGCCACUUACCCCAGAGUACCAUACCCACAGGCCUUUGGGGUACACUGGGGUCUCUUUCUGUCAGGGAGCCACUAGGUGGCACUGGAGGCCUGCUCUUCAGCUGCUCAAGUUUCUUUGUGGGUCUGAGGAACCCAGCUGCUUGGGCUGGUACCAAAGAGGAGUUUCCACCCUGCCUCCUGCACCAGCCAUUCUUGUCUCCAGGGCCAGGGCCCCAGGGGCUUCCGGAUUAGAACCCUGGCUGCUGUUCUGGUUGGGAGUGGACACACUGACACAUAGAGGGAUAGGACUGAGCCAAGAGCAGAGAUGACCAGAUAGUCAGUGAGCUGGGUUUGACAGUACUGGGGCAUUAUGGGCCUUAACUUACAGUGUAGAGAGGGUGUGUGUUCGUGGGCAGGUGGGUGAGGGUAGUUUUGGGAAGGCAUGUAUGUGAGAUGAACAUGCCUGGGCUACACUGGUAGGAGGCUGGAGUGGAAUGGGGAAAUCAAGUCAUCACCAGCAGUCAUUUGAGCUCCAAGUCUGCUCAAGACCCCA
Molecule: messenger RNA, 2135 nt
Organism: Onychomys torridus (southern grasshopper mouse)
Lineage: Eukaryota; Metazoa; Chordata; Mammalia; Rodentia; Cricetidae
Gene: Pgap3
Product: post-GPI attachment to proteins phospholipase 3
Exons: 9
Coding region: 345-1277 (310 amino acids)
Biological process (GO): GPI anchor biosynthetic process
Cellular component (GO): endoplasmic reticulum membrane
Molecular function (GO): hydrolase activity, acting on ester bonds
Source: RefSeq, a predicted model, not a curated record